AUGGCAUCUAUAUAUAAAUCCUUAUAUAUAUCUAUAGACAUUGUGUUACAAUUUUCUUUUGCUAGUGAACUAUAUUCUUUCUGUUUAUUAUUAUUAUCAAAAGUUUUAUUAAGAGAAAUUGAUUUAAGGGUAGAAAAAACUUCUCGCAUAUCAGGACGAAGUAUUGGUUCAUCUCCCCAACAUCCUAGCAAAUUGCUAUAUCCAAUAGGAGUACCAUCAAUUAUUUUUUCUCUUUCACCUCCUUGUAUAGCUAAUAUUAGAGCUAUAUCAUAA
Funneliformis mosseae is the source of this 273-nucleotide messenger RNA. Lineage: Eukaryota; Fungi; Glomeromycota; Glomeromycetes; Glomerales; Glomeraceae. The record is from the annotation of a GenBank genome assembly.